Molecule: messenger RNA, 1726 nt
Organism: Punctularia strigosozonata HHB-11173 SS5
Lineage: Eukaryota; Fungi; Basidiomycota; Agaricomycetes; Corticiales; Punctulariaceae
Product: MFS general substrate transporter
Exons: 16
Biological process (GO): transmembrane transport
Cellular component (GO): membrane
Molecular function (GO): transmembrane transporter activity
Source: RefSeq, a predicted model, not a curated record
CAUGACCACACAGCUCCCGCAAAACCUCGUCCUCAAGCGGAGAGAUUCCUUCGAUGACACGACCAAGGCCGCGGACAUCGUCUCGACCGAUUCCGAGUCCGUCAAGGACAUCCCACCCCUCGGGACGCCUCCGCCGACUGGAACCAGGAACUUCUGGAGACGCUGGAAGCGUCAGGACAUCGAUCUGGACGCCGUUGCGACCCAGCCCUCUGUCUUCGACGACCCCCAAACGCUCGAGGCGUACAGACCCCCUGCCGUGUAUGAAAAUGCCCACCGCUUCGAUCCAUCGGCGCGGUGGACAUGGAGGGAAGAGCGGAAACUCGUUAGGAAGAUUGACUGGCGCAUCAUGGUUUGGACUUUCAUCAUGUUCUUCUCUCUCGAGUUUGACCGUAGCAAUAUCUCGCAAGCCAACUCGGACAAUUUGCUGAAUGACUUAAACAUCAACACCGACGACUAUAAUCUCGGCUUCACUUUGUUCCGCCUUUGUUUCUUGAUUGCAGAACUCCCAUCGCAACUCGUCUCCAAGCGGGUGGGUCCCGAUGUUUGGAUUCCGUCACAGAUGACCCUUUGGAGUCUCGUUGCCAUGAGUCAAUUUUGGCUCACUGGCCGUGGAUCCUUUUUAGCGACUAGAGCUUUGCUGGGCUUCUUGCAGGGUGGAUUUAUCCCAGAUGUCAUCCUCUACUUGUCAUAUUUCUAUACGAAAACGGAGCUCCCCAUUCGACUCGGUUGGUUCUGGGUAUCCAACUACGCAGCCCAUAUUGUCGGUGCCUUCCUGGCGACCGGGCUUCUGCGACUACGUGGUGUAAAUGGCCACGCUGGAUGGAGGUACUUAUUCCUUAUCGAAGGAGGAGGCACUCUCCUCGUCGGGAUCAUCUCCUUCUUCAUGAUGCCUCCUGGUCCUACCCAAACGAAGGCUUGGUUCCGACCGAAGGGGUGGUUUACGGAGCGGGAGGAAAUCAUCAUGGUCAAUAGAGUGCUCCGUGAUGAUCCAUCCAAGUCAGACAUGCAUAACCGCCAAGGACUGCAUGUUAAACAAAUUUGGGAAGCCAUCUGCGAUUGGCGCAUGUGGCCCUUGUACAUGCUGGGACUGACCUUCUUGGUUCCCCCUGGCCCGCCGCAAAAUUAUUUGACACUGACCCUUCGCCACCUUGGCUUCAACACGACGCAGACGAAUCUCCUCACUAUUCCGUCCACAGUACUUGGCAUUUUGGGUCUUUUAUUCACCGCCUGGGUCAGCGAAAUCAUCGAUAGCCGCAUUAUUCCGACUGUCUUCAUGCAAAUAUACGUAUUACCGCUGCUUAUAGCGCUAUAUACGUUUACCUCAUCCACCAAUCUGUGGGUCUACUACACCGUCGUCUCACUGAUUACCGGUUAUCCCUACGUACAUCCCAUUCAAGUCGCAUGGGCGUCAAGAAACUCAUACAGCGUUCGAACGAGGACCGUAUCAGCCAGUGUGUAUAACAUGUUCGUGCAGGCUGGUUCGAUUACAGCCGCAAACAUCUACCGCGACGAUGAUAAACCUCUCUAUAAACGUGGUAAUCGCGACUUGAUUGGUAUCACCGUCAUGAACAUAUUUCUCUACGCGUUCACGUGGCUCUUUUACCGCGCGAUUAAUAAGCGCCGGGACCGUAUCUGGAACUCUUGGACGGCCGAGCAACAACGCGAAUAUCUAGAAACGACCAAAGACAAGGGCAAUCAAAGACUUGAUUUCCGCUUCGCGUAUUAG